UGUUUCAAUUUCUCUGGUCUGUGUACAGCCACUCUCUUCUCGACCCCUGUCUGCAGGUGUUCUCUGUUGCGGCCAUUUGCUGUUUCACAGCUGAACAUGGAUGCCUUGCCUGUGAAAGAGCUCGCGGCCUGGAUCGAAUGUCUUAGCGAUUGCAAGCCCUUGACGGAGCAAGACGUCAAAAGACUUUGCUUAUUGGCAUGCGAAAUCCUGAGAGAAGAAGAUAACGUUCAAGCCGUCAGCUGUCCUGUCACGGUGUGUGGCGACAUUCACGGCCAAUGGAGCGAUCUCAUUGAACUUUUCAAGAUCGGCGGAAACCUGCCAGACACGAACUAUUUGUUCAUGGGAGAUUAUGUGGAUCGGGGAUACUAUUCUGUGGAAACAGUGUCCUUAUUGGUUUGCCUGAAAAUAAGAUACAGAGAUCGUAUCACGAUACUACGCGGCAAUCACGAGAGCAGACAAAUUACUCAAGUUUAUGGUUUCUAUGACGAGUGUUAUCGAAAGUAUGGUUCUGCCAACGUCUGGAAGUAUUUUACAGACAUGUUCGACUAUCUCCCUCUCACAGCAUUGAUUGAUACUAGAAUUUUCUGCCUGCACGGAGGUUUGUCUCCUCACAUAGAAACGUUGGAUGGUAUUCGAAUGCUGGACCGCGUUAGAGAAGUUCCGCACGAGGGGCCCAUGUGCGAUUUGCUUUGGUCGGAUCCGGACGACCGAAAUGGGUGGGGCAUGUCGCCGAGAGGGGCUGGAUACACGUUCGGGCAGGAUACGUCCAAACAAUUUAGCCACGUCAAUGGAUUGACAUUGAUUUCCAGGGCGCACCAGCUGGUUAUGGAGGGCUAUAACUGGUGCCACGAAUACACGAUCGUUACUAUUUUUUCGGCGCCGAACUAUUGCUAUCGAUGCGAUAACCAAGCUGCCAUUUUAGAGUUGGAUGAACGCAUGAAUCGUGCUUUUCUGCAAUUCGGCCCUGCGCCGAGGAGAAUCGAGCCUCACACUACAAGACGAACCCCGGACUACUUUCUUUGAGUAGCUGGAGGGUGGGUUUUCCUAGCAGCGCACAGGUGGGUUUGGAAGGGGGUGUAAUAGCGACUUUUAUCAUUCGUGUCGAGUCCAGAGAGCCGACACGUUUUUUUUGGGACGCGGGACUUGAACAGAGGUCUCGUGGUAGGAGUGUUUGGAGCUUUCGCAAGUACAUUUCAGCGGCGAGGACGAGAUGACCGCGCGUAGGGACUGCGAGGUGGCGAGGAAGCGAGUCGUGGUCGCGGGCCACACGUUUAGGCGUGAGGUAAGCUAUAAAUAAAAGAGCGUGGUUUUUACAAAUAUGGAA
Molecule: messenger RNA, 1324 nt
Organism: Schistocerca gregaria
Lineage: Eukaryota; Metazoa; Arthropoda; Insecta; Orthoptera; Acrididae
Product: serine/threonine-protein phosphatase 2A catalytic subunit beta isoform-like
Exons: 6
Coding region: 97-1023 (308 amino acids)
Biological process (GO): mitotic cell cycle; peptidyl-serine dephosphorylation
Cellular component (GO): cytosol
Molecular function (GO): protein serine/threonine phosphatase activity
Source: RefSeq, a predicted model, not a curated record